Messenger RNA from Austrofundulus limnaeus, 1356 nucleotides. It is a transcript of the gene dio3a, whose product is annotated as iodothyronine deiodinase 3a. Gene Ontology annotation, molecular function: thyroxine 5'-deiodinase activity. The record is from RefSeq and is a predicted model, not a curated record. Gene Ontology annotation, biological process: thyroid hormone metabolic process. The transcript has 2 exons. Lineage: Eukaryota; Metazoa; Chordata; Actinopteri; Cyprinodontiformes; Rivulidae.
UCAUAUGUGCCGAGCUUUUAAAAAGAGGGGCGGGAGUUYCAAGUAACCCAACUUCGGCUCACUCAAGAUCGUAGCGCGAGAGCAUCCAGGUGGUCAUGAGAAGUGAUGAUGAUGAUGAGCACCAUCAAAGCCAUUAAAAAUUCAAUGGUGUGUUUAGUCCUGCUGCCCCGGUUCCUGGUGGCAGCUGUUGUCUUCUGGCUGCUGGACUUUUUGUGCAUCAGGAAAAGGGUUUUCCUCAGAAUGAGAGGUGAUGACUUGGAUCCUCCUCUGUGCAUAUCGGACUCCAAUCGCCUCUUCAGCCUCGAGUCCCUCAAAGCGGUCUGGCACGGACAGAAGUUGGACUUCCUGAAGGUGGCGCGCCUCGGGCACGGAGCGCCGAACACCGAGGUCAUCCAGCUGGAGGAGCAGCGGCGCAGCCGGAUCCUGGACUACGCCAGGGGCAACAGACCGCUCAUCCUCAACUUCGGCAGCUGCACCUGACCACCGUACAUGGCGCGCCUGAAGGCUUUCCAGGGGCUGGCGCAGCAGAACGCAGACGUAGCAGACUCUGUGGUGGUGUACAUUGAGGAGGCUCAUCCCUCUGACGGCUGGAUGAGCACCGACGCGCCCUACCAGAUCCCCAAACACCGGUGUCUGGAGGAGCGGCUGAGCGCGGCGCGGCUCAUCCUCCUGGAGGUGCCCGACUGCCAGGUGGUGGUCGACAGCAUGGAGAACUCCUCCAACGCCGCGUAUGGAGCUUAUUUUAACAGACUUUAUGUGGUGCAGGAGGGGACGGUGGUCUACCAAGGCGGCAGGGGACCUGAGCGGUAUCGGAUCUCAGAGCUCAGAGACUGGCUGAACCAACACAGACAGAGUCUUGAAAACACUAACACUCAAGUGAUUAAUGUGUAGAUUAAACUCAUUGUAUGUAUUUUUUUUUCUGCAAAUUGUAUUUAUUUUAUCAUAAGAUUGAAUCCUUCAACAUUAUGCUGCUGGAUUUCCCAAUUUUUUUACUUCAAUAUUUAUAAAUGUAUAAUCCUAUUAGCUCUCAUUCAUUAAAAAUGUUAAUUUGGGGCAUUUUUAUUAAUAAAAAAGGCAUUUUUAUUGUCCAACUGAUUAUCUUUUCACCCUGCUGUGCGCUCAGCCAGUCUGGACCUGGAGACGUGCAUCACUCUCCUCCCCCGGUAUAAGUUGUGAAGUUCGGUUUUUAAACGGAGCCAGUCCAGAGAACCGACACUGAGAUUUGWUUAUACUGGAGGAUCACAGUGAAGAUGCUACUCUCUGUCCUGCUGCGUUCAUACCUUUUAUGUUCUUUUGUAAAACAAAAAUUCAGUUUUAUGGAUAUAUUUUCUGUUAAAUAAAUGUUUUUUGUCUAAA